This is a messenger RNA of Acinonyx jubatus (cheetah), 4425 nucleotides long. It is a transcript of the gene CERKL, whose product is annotated as ceramide kinase like. Lineage: Eukaryota; Metazoa; Chordata; Mammalia; Carnivora; Felidae. Gene Ontology annotation, molecular function: kinase activity. The record is from RefSeq and is a predicted model, not a curated record. The transcript has 12 exons. The coding region runs from base 314 to 1858 and encodes 514 amino acids.
UAGAACUGUGGGAAACUCAGUGCACUAAAUCCUACUGAACAGGGAGGGCUAGGCGCAGGGAGCCACUUCUUCGUCUGCCAGCAUGGGGGACCUUUGGUAGUGAGCGGCAGCGACCCGAAGCCGGCGGCCCAAGGUGCCGGACUAGGUCCGGGCGGCCCCGCCUGCCUGCCCCGCCUCCCUCCUGAGUCUCUGCCCCGCGCGCGGUUGCUGUGGCAGCGCCGGACGCAGAUCGAGCCGAGGCUGCCGCGGCCUCCACCUCCGCCUCCAAAGGCCUCCCCAGACCCCAGGGUGCCGCUCAGCUAGCGUCUCCGCCAUGCCUCGGGGGAGGCGCGGCGGCCGGGUGAGCGCCCUGGAGGGCGGCCCGGAGGAGGAAGCGCCCCCGGCGGCGGCCGCGGUGCCCUCGGCGCUGUGGGCGUCCCAGCUGCAGCCGGAGGCGGCGGCCGGGCAGAUCCUGCUGCGUGGCAUCUUCGAGAUCGGGAGGAGCAGCUGUGACGUGGUGCUGAGCGAGCGGGCCCUCAGGUGGCGGCCCAUCCAACCCGAGCGCCCCGCGGGUGACUCCAAGUAUGAUGUUCUAUGUAAAGAAGAAUUUAUUGAACUCAAGGACAUAUUCUCUGUCAAACUGAAACGGCGUUAUUCUGUUAAACAGCAGGGAAGUGGUACCUUAUUAGGUAUCACACUCUUCAUAUGUUUGAAAAAGGAACAAAAUAAAUUAAAAGAUUCUACGCUUGAUCUUAUUAAUUUAAGUGAAGACCACUGUGAUGUGUGGUUUAAACAAUUCAAGAAACUUUUGGCUGGUUUUUCAAAUAGACCAAAGUCAUUAAAAAUAAUUCUUAACCCCCAAAGCCACAAAAAAGAAGCUACCCAGGUCUAUUAUGAGAAGGUUGAACCACUGUUGAGGACGGCAGGAAUAAAGACUGACGUAACAAUAACAGAAUAUGAAGGACAUGCUCUGUCACUCCUAAAGGAAUGUGAACUCCAGGAAUUUGAUGGUGUUGUCUGUGUUGGUGGAGAUGGAUCGGCCAGUGAAAUCGCCCAUGCUUUGCUUCUUAGAGCCCAGAAGAAUGCUGGGAAAGAAACGGACCUCAUCCUCACCCCUGUCCGUGCAGAGCUCCCUCUGGGUUUAAUACCAGCAGGCUCUACCAACGUACUGGCACAUUCUCUUCAUGGAAUCCCUCAUGUGGUAACUGCAACUUUGCACAUUAUAAUGGGACACAUACAACCUGUCGAUGUCUGCACCUUCAGCACCACUGGCAAAUUUCUUCGCUUUGGGUUCUCAGCCAUGUUUGGCUUUGGGGGAAGAACUUUGGCUCUGGCAGAAAAACAUCGAUGGAUGUCACCCAACCAACGAAGGGAUUUUGCUAUAAUUAAGGCACUGGCAAAACUUCAGCCUGAAGACUGUGAAAUAUCAUUUUUACCAUUUAUCAGCUCUCAGGAUUUACAAGAAAGGAAGGUGGAAGGAUCUCCCAAAUCUGUGAGUAAUGAUCAGUGGCAAACGAUCCAGGGUCAGAUCCUGAAUGUCAGCAUUAUGGCAAUUCCUUGCCUGUGUUCAGUGGCACCUCGAGGCUUGGCACCUAAUACCAGAUUAAAUAAUGGAAGCAUGGCUCUUAUAAUUGCACGAAAUACUUCUCGGCCAGAAUUUAUAAAACACCUGAAAAGAUAUGCCAGUGUUAAGAAUCAGUUCAAUUUUCCAUUUGUUGAGACUUACACUGUUGAAGAGGUUAAAGUUCGUCCGAGGACUAAUAGCGCACCCAAUCUAGAGGAGGAUGCUGGGAGGCAUGCAGCUGCUUCAGAAAACAAUUUCCCUUGGAAUGUAGAUGGUGAUUUAGUGGAAGUCGCAUCAGAGGUCCAUGUUAAGUAAGUGUAAUUAUUUCCCCGCCUUAAGUGUCCACCAGUAGACACAAAACUGAGUGCAAUGGAAGUCUCCUUGUCGUGACUUUUUUUUUUUAGAUUAGUAAGUUAGGGAAGCAUAAAAAGAGCGAUGUACAAUUUUAAUAAAUAACUUUACACUUAUUCAGUUGUUAUAUACACCCAAAGCAUUUUCAUAUAGACUCAACCACAACUUAUGAGUCUCUAUUGGCAUUGUAAAAUUAUCAUUCUCCCUAAACUAUACAGAUAAUGCAGGAUUACAGUUUACAUUUGAUAUUUCCAGUCUUUCCAAAGCAUUCAACUUACUUCAUGCAGACACAAUUGUACAUACUGUAUAAGUAACAGGAACAACUGGCACAAACAAGUUUAAGACUAUGCAAACUCAUUGUUGGUAAGCAUUAUGCCUCAAUGGGUAAAAAGUACGCAGGAGCACACCACUAGCUGUGAGCUUUCUAUGGGCACAAUGCCUGGAUUUUAUAGUAAUCACUGGUGCUGAGUUAUCAGGCCCCCCAGUUUUACAAGAUUGCAGCUCUUCCAAUGUUUAACUAUCGGUAGAUUUGUAUUGGGUAUCAUGUACCAUACUCUGUGUGAACAAUGAUAGGUUGAUGAAAUAAUCACACCUAUCUUUUUUACAGAUUACACCCAAGACUUAUCAAUCUUUAUGGAGGAAGCAUGGAAGAAAUGAAUGAUUCUGAAGUUAACUGUAAUUGUUUAUAAAAGGAAUGUACAAAAUAGAAUUUUAAUGGGAGGGAAUAUGGUCAUUCUUUAAACAUAUCCUAAUAGGAAACAAAAUUCUGAUUUUUUAAAGAAAUUUACUAUUUUGUUACUAAAAAUUAGCUUCUAGAGCUUAAAAAAAUUAGGCAAUAUAACCAUUUAUGGGUUUUGGAAAGCAUUGGAAUGGAAACUAUUUCAUAUACUUAAAACAUCUAAAUUCUUUUACUUUGGAGUUACUGAUUUUACAGGAUGAUUGUUUUAACUUUUCAGGAUUUGAGUCCAUCAGUCCUGACAUGAAAUUUCCUGUAGCCUGGUACACGUGGACUAGAGUUUAUGUAAGGAUGCCCUGAUGAGGUACUAAUCUAGAUUUCAAAUCUUUCCAACAUCUACAUUAUUUGCCAAAAAAGGAAAGAAAUUGUUAUGGUACCAAUUUUGUGACUAUUCCCUGAAAGUUGAAAACUGUUGAUUUUCUUUAAAGUGUUUUAAAAUUUGUAAGACAGAUGAAGUUUAUAGCAAAUUUUAAAUUACACAAAAUAUCACACGGUCUAGGAGAUACAUUCUUUGUGCUUCUGAAAGUCCUGUUAUCCAACAAUUGUAACACAUUGGUUUCAAUGUACUCAGUAAUACCGAAAAUGCUAUCAUUUCAGAAAAGAGCCAAUUUCAAUUGCCUCAGGGAUCAUCCUCCACCACUGAUCCCAGAGGUUCUCCUGAAAGACUUUGUUUUUUAGUAAUGAAAAAACAGAUCUUUUGCUUAUAUAAAGGGUACUUUUUAAAGCUUAAUUUCUACCGGUAGACAGUGAGUUCAGGAGGUUUCCUGCUCUCAGCAUUCGAGGAGUGAAACCCAGUCACUUUGACAACCUUGUUCUGGGGCCAGCAAUUAUAUACUGAGGGAUUGUGAAGAGGUAACUUCUAGAAAUUCCAGCUGACAGAGACAGCUGGUGGCAGGGCUUCCGCUAAGGAGAUAUUUUCCCUAAUAGCUAAAUUAGAGGGAAGUCUUACUUACUACCUGAUCACUUCCAAUAACAGAUUUUCAAAAUUGCCUACAGCUUCCUUAUACAGAGGUUAUAAAGACAGAAUAAAUAAAUUCAGAUGAAAUUAUAAUCUUCAGCUAUCAGAAUCUAGGUCAUAUGCAUGAAUAACUAUUACAAAAAAUGAUUGUAUCUGCAAAUGAAAAGGCAGUAUUUCACUCGUCACUAAAACCUCUAUGAUGGAAAUUUUGAUGGCACAUUUUAUUCACUGAAAACAAGCAAAAUCGGUAAAGUUAGAUUUCUAAAUUUUGUUUCUCUAGUUCCAUGCAGAAGAGAAUGCUCUUAUAGACCUGAUAAAAACACAUUUAAUACAUAGUUUUGAAGAGAAAGAGUAACAUCUAAACAAGGAGGUGCAUUUGCUUAAUUUGAUAGUCAAUAUUUUACUCAGUAUCUAAUUUAUAUGAAAUACUGGCCUCUAAUCAGGCUCUUUGUAGAGUUUUGGUUUUAAGAGUCAUUAGUGAGGUACAGUUUCCAUAUUUUACAUAUAUCAGUGUAUUAAUAUUUGAAAUAUCAGCUAAAGUGCAACAUUCACAAUGUUUCAGAAUAUAAAUUAGAAUUUUUAAGUAUUGUUUUCAUAAGCAAAAAAUUUCACUGAAAAUGGAUUUUAGGAAUUUACUCCUGGGUACCCUUAAUAAAAAUGUGUUCUAAGAUGACUAGCGGAUUAAUACCUCUAUAAACAUAUUCUUUUAAAACAUUAUGUAUAUAUACAGAAAGAAAAAAAACCCAUAGCUGUAUAAACAAUUAUUCUGAAGUCAUCUUAUUAAGCUCAAACCAGUGUAUAAGUUCAUGCUGAAGUUUGCUCAUCAGGAUCAUAGUC